AUGAGUGUGCUUCAACGUCGUGCAAUGGGUGGCUCUCGGGUGUGUCGUUUACCUUCGAAGGCUCAGGAGCCCAUCGAGGGUGGAAUGAGUUGCCCCAGCUCACCGGCUGUGAAAAAGUCAUUUCGAUUGGUUGUAGUCGGAGCUGCGAGGACCGGAAAAUCCUCCUUAGUUGGCCGAUUUCUUGAUGCUGACUUUGAAGAUCGCUACAUUCCCACAAUUGAAAAUUUUUACAGAAAAUUAUACAAAAUCAAGAGUGAGGUCUAUCAACUCGACAUAAUUGACUGUUCAGGAAAUGAUCCAUUUCCAGCAGCACGAAAGCUUAGCUAUAUUUCAGGUGACAUGUUUCUGUUGGUCUCAUCUGUGGACAACGCUGACUCUGUAGCUCACAUGCUUGAUAUUCGGCAGCAAAUAAGCGACUGCAAAGCGUCACGAGGUGCUACCGGAGGUAGUGACACACCUUGUGUGUUCGUCUUGAACAAGGCUGAUCUUCCUGAACAUCGUUGGCAGAUUACCGAGAAAGAGGCGGCUGAACAGGUUGAGCAGGCUACAGGCUCGCACGAUGCGCUUGUGAUGUGUUCUGCAGCAAACAACCUCAAUAUCGACAAGGCUUUCGCCAAAUUAUUCACCAUGAAUAAAUGCCCGAAGCAUAUGAAUCCCGAACUACAUAAAAUGCUACGAGCUGAGCUAUCUGCUGAUGCCGAGAUUGGACGAAGGCAUAUUUUGAGGCGUAUGCGAAGUCGGUUUUCGAGAGAGCAUGAAGACCAACUCACAACGUAA
Messenger RNA from Cylicocyclus nassatus, 777 nucleotides. NCBI's taxonomy places the organism in Eukaryota, Metazoa, Nematoda, Chromadorea, Rhabditida, Strongylidae. The record is from the annotation of a GenBank genome assembly.